Molecule: messenger RNA, 768 nt
Organism: Mucor mucedo
Lineage: Eukaryota; Fungi; Mucoromycota; Mucoromycetes; Mucorales; Mucoraceae
Product: mitochondrial cysteine desulfurase
Exons: 2
Coding region: 1-768 (255 amino acids)
Biological process (GO): iron-sulfur cluster assembly
Cellular component (GO): nucleus; mitochondrion; cytosol
Molecular function (GO): cysteine desulfurase activity
Source: RefSeq, a predicted model, not a curated record
AUGACUGUCAAUAAUGAAAUUGGUGUUAUUCAACCUGUCGCAGAAAUCGGUAAAUUAUGUAAGUCUAAGAAGAUAUUCUUCCAUACAGAUGCUGCUCAAGCGGUAGGAAAGAUUCCCUUAGACGUUAAUGCUAUGAAUGUGGAUCUUAUGAGUAUAUCCGGUCACAAGCUUUAUGGCCCUAAAGGCAUUGGUGCUCUUUAUGUUCGUCGUCGACCUCGUGUAAGACUUGAACCUGUUCAAAGUGGUGGAGGUCAAGAAAGAGGUCUUCGUAGUGGUACUGUUCCUGCUAAUUUAUGCGUUGGAUUGGGAGAAGCCUGUAAAAUUGCCAAUGAGGAAAUGGAGUAUGAUCACCAAAGAAUCUCUAAGCUUUCCCAAAGAUUAAUCGAAGGAAUCCAAUCCCAAAUUGAGCAAGUGAACCGUAAUGGUGAUGUUGAGAAAUCCUACCCUGGGUGUGUUAACCUCUCAUUUUCAUAUGUUGAGGGAGAAUCACUUUUGAUGGCAUUGAAAGAUAUCGCUUUAUCAUCAGGAUCCGCCUGUACUUCAGCUUCGCUUGAACCCUCUUAUGUUCUCCGUGCUCUUGGCUCUGAUGAUGAACAAGCCCAUAGUUCUAUUCGUUUCGGUAUUGGAAGAUUCACCACGGAUGAGGAAAUUGACUUUGUUAUCAAGAGAGUCGUUGAACAUGUUCACCGUUUGAGAGAAAUGUCUCCUCUUUGGGAAAUGGUUCAAGAGGGUAUCGAUAUCAAAUCUAUCCAAUGGGCUCAACAUUAA